AUGCAGAAACCAGACGAACGAAAAGCCAACGCCGUGGCAGAUUUGGAACGACGACUCGCCAUGUUGGGAAGUAUGGAUGAACCAGCAGCUGCUCCUUCAUCACCAAGUAUGCCACCACCCGCACCAACCACGGCUCCCAUACCUCCACCACCUCCAGCCUAUAAUGCGGCAACCAUCAACAAUAACAAUAACAACGACAACGACAACACGGAUGCAUCAACGACAACAUCAGCGCCAGCACCAGCGUCAUCAUCAAGAAGUGGAAAGGAGGCCUUGAUGGCCCGCAUUCAAGCUGCCAAAGAAAAGGCUAUUAAGGAAAAGGCAGCACUCAAGGCACCACCACCACCAUCACCACCAGCCUACAAUGCCGCUCCAUCACCUCCCUCCAUGCCCAUGGCACCACCAUCCUACUCGGCACCACUACCACAAGCACCACCCAGUUAUAAUAACAACAAUGCACCCCUACCACCGCCGCCCAGUUAUGAUAACAAUGCACCACCGCCGCCGCCACCACCGCCCAGUUACAAUGCCAUGCCACCACCGCCGCCACCUAUGCCAUCCUCCUCCCCACCUGCCUUUGAUUCCAGCAUGGCCUUUCCACCUCCUCCUCCCAUGGAGGCAGUCGCACCACCACCACCCAUGCCGUCCUACAUGAUGGCUCCACCUGCGGCAUCGGCACCCUCGUUUGAAUCCAUUUACGAGCCACCACCUCAAGAAGAUGAACCACCACAAAAUCACUAUGCCGACUUGCAAGCCUUGCCACCACCACCAUCCGCUGCGGCGGCGGCACCGGAAAUGACCUUGGAUGCCGACAUUUUGGCAGCCUUGGAUCCUGCCGAACGCGAACAAAUUUUACAAGAACAACGAGAAAUGUUGGCUCAAUUUGAAUCUUCCUCCAACAAGAAGAAGCCUAGUAGUGCCGCUGCUGCUUCUUCUUCAAGUCAACAAGAUUUUGAUGUUCAAGAGGCCAUGGCGCAAUUUGAACAAAUGGAUGCUCAAUUGGCGGCGGAUGCGGCGAUUGCGGAAGAGCUACAGAAAAAGGAAUAUGGAAAGGCAUCGAAUGAUCGAGCAAUUGCGGCCAAACAAGAAAAGAAAGCCAAAUCGGAAUCCCAGUCGUGGCUCGAAUGGAUGACGGGCAAGGACAAGGAAGCGGAAAGUAGUAGUCCUAGCAGCAGCAAGCUCAAGAGUCGAUCGUCGUCGUCCUCCGACUAUCCCGCCAAUACUACUACUACUACUUCAAGUGGUAAUAGUGCCAGCAGAGCAGCACCACGAUUGUUGGUGGCGGCUCAAACGGGAGACGAAUCUCCCAUGGUACCGGCCAACAAUACGGGUUCCUCCAAACCGCAAGGUUUGUUUGCGUCGGCCUUUGGAAAAUCGGAAGAAGACACGAGCAGUAUGGUGGCAGUCCCACAAUUUUCAAGACAACGGAAUUAA
Molecule: messenger RNA, 1434 nt
Organism: Cylindrotheca closterium
Lineage: Eukaryota; Bacillariophyta; Bacillariophyceae; Bacillariales; Bacillariaceae
Source: the annotation of a GenBank genome assembly